AUGCCCUCAUCACUUCCCGUCGUGCUCCUCACCGGCGCCUCGCGCGGCCUCGGUCUCGCCACCGCCACGCUGCUGCUGCGCGGCACCUCUCGCCUGCCGCGCGCACACGUCGUGGCCAUCUCGCGCAGCAAGCCCGACGAGCUGGCUGCGCUCGAGAAGGAGUACAGCGGCAGCAGCGAUGACUCGCCGGCGCUGCUCGUCGUGCAGGGGGACGUGACAGAUGCAAAGACGAACCAGAAGGCGGUUGAUGGGGCAGUGGAGAAGUGGGGACGCCUCGAUGCGCUCAUCCUCAACGCUGGCGUGGUCAAGUUCGCGCGCCUUGCCGAUGCUGACCCGGCAUCGUUUGCCGAGCAGCUCAACAUCAACCUCGUCUCGCUCGUCACGACGCUGCACGCUGCUGCGCCGCACCUGCGAGAGUCACCGAGCGGCACGGGCAAGGUGGUGCUCGUCUCGUCGGGCGCCGCCGUGGGGCAGUACGCUGGAUGGGGUCCCUACUGCGCUGGCAAGGCCGGCAUGAACGCGCUGGCACGUGUGCUCGCCGUCGAGGAGCCCAAGCUUGCCGUGUGGGCCGUGCGUCCUGGCGUGGUCGCUACCGAUAUGCAAGCGGACAUCCGUGCCAACGGCGCUGAGUCGAUGGGCGAGCAGCACUCCAAGUUCAUCAAGCUGCACGCCGACAACCAGCUGCUGGCGCCGGAGGACCCCGGCCACGUGCUGGCGGCGCUGGCCGUGCGCGGCACGCGCGACGAGCCCAAGGACAAGGAGGGCAAGGGUGCAGGCUCCAUUGGCGCCUUCUUGGACUGGAGCGAGCUGUCAGACUACCGGCGGCCCUGA
Molecule: messenger RNA, 831 nt
Organism: Tilletiopsis washingtonensis
Lineage: Eukaryota; Fungi; Basidiomycota; Exobasidiomycetes; Entylomatales
Product: NAD(P)-binding protein
Exons: 4
Coding region: 1-831 (276 amino acids)
Cellular component (GO): intracellular anatomical structure
Molecular function (GO): oxidoreductase activity, acting on NAD(P)H, oxygen as acceptor
Source: RefSeq, a predicted model, not a curated record